AUGACCAGAAGCAAAAGAAGGAAGUUUGGUACAUCAGCGGCACCCCAAUCCACUUUCAAUAUGGAUUUCUUUAACAUCAGGGGACUUCACGAAAACAUCAAUGCGGUCCACCAACACCUUGAGACCGCCAAGCCGACCCUUUUAUUCCUUACGGAGACCCAGAUAUCCUCUCCGGCUGAUACUUCAUACCUACUAUACCUCGGGUAUAAACUCGAGCACAAAUUUGUACGUCGUGCCGGGGUAUGUUUGUAUGUCCCGGGGGAUAUCUGCUAUCGCCGCCUUCUUGGUCUAGAAGACAAAGACCUGUCUGUUCUAUGGGUACGUGUAGAUCAGGGUGACUACACCGGCAUCUAUGCGUGCUUGUACAGGUCUCAUAGCGGUGACGAGGAUACGACCCGACUCUUUGAGCACCUUCAAUUGACGUCUGAUAAAGUUCUUGAACAGCAUCCCUCCGCGAGGUUAGUUAUUCCUGGAGACUUCAAUGCCCAUCACACCGAGUGGCUCCGUUCUCGGCUCACCGACCACGCGGGGAGAACUGCUCACGAGUUUGCUCUGACAUAUGGAUUCUCUCAACUGAGCUCCCUACUUGACCUUCUGCUGGCUACACAUCCGGACGGAUAUUCAGUGACCGUGGAGGCACAACUUGGUUCUUCAGAUCACUGUCUUAUCCGAUCCCAGGUACCGUGCACAAGUCCUGCCGCAUCCCGACCUCCGUGUCAAUGUCGCAUGUGGCAUUACAAGUCAGCAGAUUGGGAUAGAUUGCGAGAAUUCUACGCAUCGUACCCAUGGAAGCAGUACUGCUUUGCAUCAGAAGACGUUGAUACCUGUACAGCCGCCGUCACUGAAGUCAUACUUGCGGGUAUGAAAUACUUUAUUCCAAACUUUCUUGUUGCUUCAGGAGCGAAAAAGCGACCGUGGUUUAAUAAGUCUUGCAGACAAGCGAGACAGGCUAAACAAACUGCUUUUCAGGCUUGGACCACGGCUCGUUCUAAUAAUGAUAUUGGCGUAUCUGAUGCGAGGCGGAAUUUAAAUGCUGCGUCUAGGUUUAGAAAGAGGGCAAUUGCUAGAGCCAAUAAUGAUUGA
Molecule: messenger RNA, 1083 nt
Organism: Achroia grisella
Lineage: Eukaryota; Metazoa; Arthropoda; Insecta; Lepidoptera; Pyralidae
Exons: 2
Coding region: 1-1083 (360 amino acids)
Molecular function (GO): catalytic activity
Source: RefSeq, a predicted model, not a curated record